This is a messenger RNA of Nannospalax galili (Upper Galilee mountains blind mole rat), 530 nucleotides long. It is a transcript of the gene Ahsp, whose product is annotated as alpha hemoglobin stabilizing protein. The record is from RefSeq and is a predicted model, not a curated record. The transcript is spliced from 3 exons. Bases 121 to 423 code for a protein of 100 amino acids. NCBI's taxonomy places the organism in Eukaryota, Metazoa, Chordata, Mammalia, Rodentia, Spalacidae. Gene Ontology annotation, biological process: erythrocyte differentiation; protein stabilization; protein folding. Gene Ontology annotation, cellular component: cytoplasm. Gene Ontology annotation, molecular function: hemoglobin binding.
CUUCAGGACCUCAAUGCAGGGCGUUUCCUUCUUAGGCUCACUCCUGACUCUUUGCCUAACUCUAGCUUAGCACACACGACGCACAUACCCUGAAGAGUGUGGGCACUGUUGCACUUGAAGAUGGCCCUUUUUCAGACCAAUGAGGAUCUAAUUUCUGCAGGAAAAAAGGAAUUUAAUGGUCUCCUGAAUCAGCAGGUCUUUAAUGAGCCUCUUGUCUCUGAAGAAGACAUGAAGACUGUAGUUGAUGACUGGGUGAACUUGUACACCACCUAUUACAAGAAGCACUUGGUGGGGGCGCAGCAAGAGCAAGACAGGGCUCUGCAAGAACUUCGGGAAGAGCUGAAUACUUUGGGCAGCCAUUUCCUGGCCAAAUAUAGAGCCUUUCUGAAGUCUCAGGAGCCCUCUGUACUGCCUUCAUCAUAGAAUAAGGCUCAGGGCAUAAUAUCUAAGAAACCCUGAAGUCUUGGCUCUGGUUUCUUCAUGUCCUCAGACCAUAUACUUCCACGGUGUUGCUGUACCUUGACGUCCUA